Messenger RNA from Odontomachus brunneus, 1434 nucleotides. RefSeq names its product calumenin-B (gene scf). The record is from RefSeq and is a predicted model, not a curated record. The transcript has 4 exons. NCBI's taxonomy places the organism in Eukaryota, Metazoa, Arthropoda, Insecta, Hymenoptera, Formicidae. The coding region runs from base 169 to 1137 and encodes 322 amino acids. Gene Ontology annotation, molecular function: calcium ion binding. Gene Ontology annotation, cellular component: endoplasmic reticulum.
UUGCUGAUGUGGAAGCUGAAGACUCACGAGAAAAUUCUCGUCGUUUACGUCGUCGGUGAGAAACAUCGCUCGCCUUGACGUUCGGAAACUCUCUAUUCCGACGCCAAGUUUCACGAUUUAUUACAUAUUGCGUGUGUUAUUUUUUUUUUACACCGGCACACUCGUAAAAUGCGAGAACUCGUGUACCUCCAAAUUCUAAUCGGUUUCUCCGUCCUGGCAACGGUGAUUCCGAAGCCGGACAACGAACAUCGCAUUUUGAGCAAGGAUGUGAGUAAUGAAGAUCACUAUAUAAAUUCACAACACAAUCCAGCCUAUGAUCAUGAAGCUUUCCUUGGAGAAGAAGCUAAAACCUUUGAUCAGCUUACUCCUGAAGAAAGCACCAGAAGAUUAGGUAUCAUUGUUGACAAAAUUGACAAGGAUAAUGAUGGCUAUGUAACACAAGAGGAACUCAAAGACUGGAUAAUGUACACUCAACAACGUUACAUUAGAGAUGAUGUAGAGCGUCAGUGGAGGUCUCAUAAUCGACAAGGAAAAGAGAAAUUGUCAUGGACAGAGUAUAGAGCAAUGGUUUAUGGAGAUAUGGAUGAACACGAGAAGGAAAGGCAGGACAAGUCAGAUGAUGAUUCUUUCUCUUACCUCACUAUGCUUAAAAGAGAUCGCAGAAGGUGGACUACUGCUGAUUUAGAUGGUGAUGAUGCUUUAACCAAGGAGGAAUUUACUGCCUUCCUUCAUGCUGAAGAGGCAGAGCAUAUGAAGGAUGUGAUAGUAUUAGAAACAAUGGAGGAUAUCGAUAAAGAUGGAGAUGGAAAGAUAUCUCUUGCAGAAUAUAUUGGUGAUAUGUAUAAAGGCAAUGAAGGUGAAGAGGAACCUGAAUGGGUGAAAAACGAAAAGGAGCAAUUCUCCUCCUAUAGAGACAAAGACGGUGAUGGAUUUUUGAAUGCUGAUGAGGUAAAAACGUGGAUCAUUCCUGCGGAAUUCGAUCAUGCGGAAGCGGAAUCUCGACACUUGAUUUACGAAGCGGACACGGACGCCGAUCACAAACUUACAAAGGACGAGAUUUUAGAGAAGUACGAUAUAUUCGUCGGGUCUCAAGCUACAGAUUUCGGAGAGGCAUUGACGAGGCAUGACGAGUUCUGAAGAUGUAAUCUCAUAAAAUUACUAUUGAACAAAUUACUUAUAAUGAUCUACUUAAAAUUUUAUAAGAGUCACAUCAUUUAAUGAAGGAUAUUUAUACAUUUAUUAUAAUAAAUGUGUUUUUAUAUUAACGUCUAUCUAGUGUGUAGAUAUGCGAUCGAUAAUAAUUUAAUUAAAAAGAGAUAUAUAUAGUAGCGUAGAAAAAAGAGAGAAAGAGAGAAAUGCAUGAAAUGCUAUAUCUGCCAAAAAUUGUAAAGAAAUUAGCUAUUGUUACAAUAAACUUUUUAUAUUAUCAUUGUA